UCCGCUAUAUAAGGGCGGCGCAGGCGGUGCCCGGAUCUCUUCGGCCGCCAUUUUCUCCCCCGCGCGGUUCUCAGUCGCUCUCCGUUCUUUAGCCGCCCCGCCAUGGAGGACGCCACCGAGAUGAGCGGCGGCGCGGAGGAGUUCGCCGAAGGUUCCAAGAUCAACGCCAGCAAGAACCAGCAGGACGACGGGAAAAUGUUCAUCGGCGGCCUGAGCUGGGACACGAGCAAGAAGGACCUGACCGAGUACCUGUCCCGAUUCGGAGAGGUGGUGGACUGCACCAUCAAAACCGACCCGGUGACCGGCAGGUCGCGGGGGUUUGGGUUCGUGCUUUUCAAGGAUGCUGCCAGCGUGGAGAAGGUGCUGGAGCUGAAGGAACACAAGCUGGAUGGAAAGCUGAUCGAUCCCAAGAGGGCGAAAGCCCUCAAGGGGAAAGAGCCACCCAAGAAGGUGUUUGUUGGUGGGCUGAGCCCAGAUACCUCUGAAGAGCAGAUCAAGGAGUACUUCGGUGCUUUUGGAGAGAUUGAAAACAUUGAGCUUCCCAUGGACACAAAGACGAACGAAAGAAGGGGCUUCUGCUUUAUCACGUACACAGAUGAAGAGCCAGUAAAGAAGUUGCUAGAAAGCAGAUACCAUCAGAUUGGUUCAGGCAAGUGUGAGAUCAAAGUAGCGCAGCCCAAAGAGGUGUACAGGCAACAGCAGCAGCAGCAGAAAGGAGGAAAAAGCAAUGCAUCUGGUGGACGAGGUGGUGGAAGGGGACGUGGGCGAGGUCAGGGACAAAACUGGAAUCAAGGAUUUAAUAACUAUUACGAUCAAGGCUAUGGGAACUACAAUAGUGCUUACAGCGAUCAAAGCUACAGUGGCUAUGGAGGAUAUGACUACUCUGGGUACAACUAUCCCAAUUACGGAUAUGGACCGGGAUACACAGAUUACAGCGGACAACAGAGCACGUAUGGAAAGGCAUCCCGUGGUGGCGGCAAUCACCAAAACAACUACCAGCCAUACUAAAGCUGUACCUUGUCCCUGAGGAAACAGGUGUGUACAUGAGCGCGAGGUCCACUCCGAGUAUGCUAAUCUAAUUUAAAGAUCAAUAGACAAAUGAGUAAAACCUUGCGUAGUGUGACUUCUUUUCUUUAAUUAAACUUUUGUUAACUUAAAAAUACCUUUUUUUUUUAAAACCAGCUUUGCCUACCGUGUCUAUAGAUCUUUAACUUUGUAAAAACGUGACUUUAUCUUCUUUAGUACUUCAGAAAAACAUAAGAGUUUUUCUGUUUUGCGUUGUGUACCAGGUGAUCUAGAGGAAUAAUUAAACUUAUUAGAAGUAUUAACAGGUAAAGUACUGAAAUGGGUACAACUUAAGGAAAACAAGAAUGUUAUCUUCUAACUCUGACAUUAUACCUUGUUUGUACCCGCCAGCGGGAACUUCAUUGCAGGCCGUGUGUCACCCUGACCACGUCUAUCUCUGGGGUCGCACGUUGCAGGCAGAGCGCAAGGCAUACACCAGAAAACGCUGUCCUGUGGUAUGGUCUCUUCCAACUUCAUGUACCAGCGUAAAGAUUAAAGUGGAAAACUUCAGACUAUGGCUUCUUUUUUUUAAUCUUUUUGGAGACUAAGUGUCUUAACUUAAAUGGUUUUUUGCAGGAGUUAAAGUACAUAAAUGCCUUUACAGCUUAAUCAUUUGGUCUUCUGUUUAGUGUUGUAUUUCAAUUGUGGAACCUCAUUUUAAGUGUGCAUUGUUUAAGAUUUAAUGCUUGCUUUUUUCUUUUUAUAGCUAAUAGUGAAAUCUGCAAACCAAAACGAACUUUUAAAUCUGGAAAGACAUUAAAGAUCAUAUGCACGUGAACUGUUGGAAGUACACCAACCUGAUCUGUUCGUUUAUCUGUAUGAAUGAUGGUCGUGCAAAUAAUGGGAAACCCCUUUUUUGGCAGCGUUUCCAGAGAAAAAUCUGAUCCAGAGCCCGAUAAUGAUCUGAACUGGGAUGUGUGUUGUUCUGGAACAGCUUCCCGAAUGGCAGUACUUGGGAAGACAAAUUAUAUCAGUGGGUAACAAAACCUCUUGUGUUACCUUAAGGAAUAUGCAUAUGAUCUUUAACAGUGACGAAAGGAAUAUAUAGAAGACUUAAAGCAGUUCAUGAAAAUGGACCUUUUAACGAUUCUUGUAGUAUUUUGCAGAGAGCUGACAUGUAUUUUGUCUUCGUUUUUAGGUAGAGAUGCUGCAGCAAAGACACCUUGCAAAGCAUCGGGCGUCAGUGGAGGGUGGUCUACGUGAGAGGAAAUGACUAUUUUGUAAAAGACUUUUAGUGUACGACACAACUGUGUCCAACUGUAUAUAGCGGCCGACUAGUUUUCUUUUAUGGUUUUUACUUUUUUUUUUUUUUGCCAUUCAUGUUACGAAUGUGGAAUUGUGUUUAUACAAAGUUUAUUUGUAUAAUUUCAUGUUAAAGGAUUCUCUAAUAAAUGCUUCCUGAAGUUGAAUGUA
Molecule: messenger RNA, 2478 nt
Organism: Coturnix japonica (Japanese quail)
Lineage: Eukaryota; Metazoa; Chordata; Aves; Galliformes; Phasianidae
Source: RefSeq, a predicted model, not a curated record